This is a messenger RNA of Patella vulgata (common limpet), 1822 nucleotides long. RefSeq lists its product as uncharacterized. The coding region runs from base 105 to 1727 and encodes 540 amino acids. Lineage: Eukaryota; Metazoa; Mollusca; Gastropoda; Patellidae. The transcript has 4 exons. The record is from RefSeq and is a predicted model, not a curated record.
UUCGUGCCUAUCUUAUUUUAGAUCAAGAACGAACAACAUCGGGUUCAAUACAUUUAUAAAUUAGUAGUAUACAUAAAAGUAUUGACGUAUAUUGCUAAUUUGAAAUGUUAGCCAUCUUACAUAUUGUGAUACUGUUGGUGAUACCAAUAGUGAAUGGUUUUAGAAAUGGGGAAAAUAUACAAGGAGCUAGUGAACAACUGUAUUGUGGUCGUGAACCAUUAAGAAGAUUACCAUUCCAUGCAUCUGAAAGAUGUGAUGGUGCUUGUGCACCCCAGACAGACGAUCCACCAUAUCGUAUUGUUUUAGAAAGUGAUGAAUCAACAUAUUGGGACGAUGAUGUCAGAAUCUCUCUUGUAACUAUUGAUGAAGACAGUAACUGGAGAGUUAAUGGUUUUUCUAUUUUUGCCCUGGAUACAGACGAUAAAAUUGUAGGGGCAUGGGCACCAGAUGAUAUUGUUCAGUUGACUUGUGGUAGCUCUGCAGAAGGCAUGACUGCUGUCCACGCAGUCGCUGAUUCUACCAGAACCCGAGUCAAUGUCAGAUGGACACCGGCAGGAAGAAAUCUUGGCAACGUGACUUUUAGAGCCGUUGUUGUUCACAGUUUAAGUUUAUUCUGGAGUAUAGCUUCUGACCGUACUCUAUUUCCAGCCAGAACAGGUGAAGAUAUUAUAGAUAUUGCUACACACUUUGAUGAACUAAUUAACGAUACUUUGGUAGGGGAUAACAUAGAUCUAGAACAUAUGCCAUCCAUCGAUUUAUUUGAAAAAACUUUCACAAACAGAUUUGAAUCUGGCUGGGAUCCUGAGGAUUUGUUUGGUGCGUUCAAUCGCGAUGUGACUAUGGAUGACUUCUAUUUCGAUAAUCGUAGAGAAGGCACUUUUACUUCUCCCUUUGGUGGGCCAUCAACGAGAUUUGGCGAAAAUCAACCCGAUUCGAUCGUUAAUCGUUUCCUUAAUGGUGGAUUCCCUGGUAUGUCACCUCCUUCGUCAAUGUUUGGACAAUCUCAAAAUGGAUGGAACCCCAUGGGUGCGUUUGGUAACACAAAUCAACAACAAAAUACACCACCAUGGAUGCAAGGUUUUCCAGGAAUGCAAAAUAACAUGCAAGGAGGAAUGAAUAUGUGGGGAAACAAUCAACAAUUUGGACAAAAUAAUAUGCAGCCCGGCAUGCAACAAAAUAACAAUAUGUUUGGAAAUAAUCAACAAUUUGGACAAAAUAAUAUGCAGCAAAAUCAACAAAAUCCUUUCCAAAAUUUUCAACAAAUGCCACAAAAUAAUAUGUUUGCCAACAGGCCACAGAAUAACCCCCAGAUGCCCGGAGGAAUGUUUGGUAAUAUGCCACAAGGUUUGCCACCUGGUAUGGGCGGACCUCAAGGUGUUCCACAAAAUAACAUGUUUGCCAACAUGCCACCUGGUAUGGGCGGACCUCAAGGUAUUCCACAAGGAAUGGGAGGGCAACAGGGAAUGUUUCCAGGAAUGAGUGGUAAUGGUAUGAUGCCGGGCAUGCAAAUGGGUAUGCAGCCAGGUGUAGGGAUACCACAAGGAAUGGGCAUGCCACAGGGGUUAGGCGGAACGGGAUUCGGAACCCCACAAGGAUUAGGUGGUGCAACAGGAAAUGUGGGGACGCCUCCGGGAAUAGCAUUGGGUGGCCCUCCAGGUGCAGCUGGUGGCCCCACAGGUGCUACUAGUAGUUCUACCUCCAUUUUUGCUUUAUUUGGUAGAAAAUAAAUCAUUGACCUUGAGGUAAUUAUUUUAUUGUUUGAAUAAUUCAUGAUUAAAAUCAUUAUCAUGUUCUGUACUGGUAGCAUUUUAAUAUUGUAGAA